AUUAAUUGAUGUAUUUACUGCUUGUAGAAUGCUUUUAUUUUUUUACGCAACUUUAGCUCUUCUUUGGGUGCUGUUAUGACAGGUAGUGGAGCCGCCGCUGCUGCUGCGGCAGCAGCAACAGCAACACGUUGUCCAUCACCGUUUGUGUUUCCAUUUAAUCCACUCGGUUUAGGUCUAUUCGAUAUUGAUCCGUCCAGAAUAUUAAGUAUGCUGCAUCAUCAGACAUGGUUGGCUGAAGAGGCUUUAAGAAAUCGUGGUUUUCUUACACCACCGAAAGAUAUAACCCACCGUUUUAAUCCAUUGAAUGAUUUACUUUCCAAAGAAUAUCAACAAAAUCAUUUGAACUUACCAACUACAAAUGAUCUACUUGGAGGUGCUUCGACCUCAGCAUUAGCUAAGCAUCAUCAACAACAACAGCAACAACAUCGCUCUAAUGUGCAACAACAGCAACAGUACAAACAGCAGCAGCAACAACAGCAUGGCACACACUUUAAUAUGCGCUAUCCAUCGCCAGCUUUGUUCUUUCAUCACCAACAUCACCAACAACAGCAACAAUCGCAACAGCAUCACCUACAAAAACAUAAUAAAGCACGUCAGAGCACACCAUCACCACACCAAACUGCCACAAACUCAACUCAAUCGAGUCGAGAUUCUUUACUUGAAGAACUCAAACGAAAAUCUGAGGCAUCCCUACAACGUGACGAAGAUGAUGUUGCAUUAUGUGAUUUGUCUUCACAUAACGAGACCGAUUCCGGUCGUGAAAGUGGCAGCAAUAUAACAAAUACUACCUCUACAUCGAGCGCUACAGCUGCAACAGCAAUGCUCUACAAAGAUUCAUUAGAACAGCUGUUACAACGUCGACGCUCUAGCUCAUCAUUAGGUGAUAUGGCUACACCCAGCACAGUAGUUUCGCGAGCCACUUCUACUCCAUACACACAGCAAUUACCGCUCUCCAACACACCAGGCUGUGCAGAUAAUAUCAGCUGCAAAGAGAAAAGCUCCUCAUCGUCUACCUCAUCGACACCACCACCAACUUCGACACUACUAGCACAGCAUCAACAACUUAGUCAAAUGUUGAAAAGUCCUUCGGAAUCUUCGCUUUUUAGUGAACCCAUCGAAGAAGAAACACGCUGCGUAGUGUGCAAUGCACAUUUUCCGAAUGUAUGGCUUUUGGAACAGCAUGCGGCACUACAACAUCCACAUAUUGGUCCUGGUGAAGAGAAACCAUUUAUUUGUGAGCAAUGCGGGCAAUCGUACCGUUAUCGCUCGGCUUAUGCCAAGCAUAAAGAACAAAAUCAUCGUGCGCGUUUACCGGCGGAUAAGCUUUUUACCUGCGACGUGUGCGGCAUGCAAUUUCGUUAUUUGAAAUCUUUCAAGAAGCAUCGUCUGAACCACGCACUCGAACGUUUACACGGCAAGAAGGGAAAGCAUAUUGGCUUACAUAACGUACAACUCGAACAAGAUAUAGUAAAUAAUUCUCAAGAAUUGGCAGCCGAUGAGGGUGGCGAAGAUUUGCGUAUAAAUAUCAAACGUGAACCGGAAGAAGACGAACGCGAAACAGAGCAAGAACAUAUUGUGGAUGCAACUGGUGCUGUACACUUUAAUGAAAAUAAUGUGGCAGCAACUAGUUUAGCUAAUUCAGCGGAACGUGACAUGGAUGCAACUCAUAGUACAAAUAAGAGGCCUCGCCUACUUACAACCACACACUUGGAUACCGAACCUCCCCAUUAUACUUAUUUACAACAACAACAAUUGCCACCACAUCUACAUGCAGUAGCAGCUGCAGCCGCUGCACAAUCAGUUGCAUCACCAGCAACUCAUACGCAUCCAAUACCUGUUGCAGCGACCGCAAUGAACUCUUUAAGUUCACUGAAUUCCAUUACAUCGCUCAUCAAUGCCGAACGCAUACCAAGCGAACAAUUCUUAGGCCUUAAUCCACAAGAAGCGUCAAUUCUUAAUUUCUUACGAGUUGAUGCAGCUGAACGGCAACGUGAUAAGCGACCACAAACCUCACGUUUCGCUUGUCCCUUCUGUGGAAAAUGCGUGCGCUCUAAAGAGAAUCUAAAACUGCAUGUACGCAAGCACACCGGUGAACGUCCAUUCGUAUGUCUUUUCUGUGGACGUGCUUUCGGUGGUAAAUCUGAUCUUACACGUCAUUUACGCAUACAUACCGGUGAACGUCCCUACCACUGCGAAUCCUGUGGUAAAUGUUUUGCGCGAGCCGAUUAUCUCUCAAAACAUUUAACCACUCACAUACACAACGCACCACGCUGAGAUGAGGCGCGAAGGAGAAGACUCCUUCGCAGAUAAUUUAAUUAAACUCAAUUUUAAUUAAUAAAAAAACUGAAAAAUGUAUAUAUAUAUACAAUAUAUAACGUGAGUCAGAAUGUAGUUAAAAAUAUAUAUGCGAAUAUACGAAAUGAUAAAAGUAACAUUAUUAUAUACUCACACGUACACAUUUAUAACACACAUACAAGUAACAAAUACGUACACACACUAAACACCUACUUAAGAGGCAUAAAAUACAGGAAUCUUAAAAAGCUAUUUUAAUUACAAACAAAUUUUAAUUAUUAAUUAAUAAUUAAUUUUAGUUUAGUCAAGGAAUGAGGAAAUGAAAACGAAAGAGAGGGAGAUAUAAUUUGUAUGGUAGUUCUAUUAGUUACAUUAUUGGAAUGGAGGGUAUAGGAACAGAUUUUUAAAAUUUAGAUUUAAUAAGAAUUAUUUU
Messenger RNA from Teleopsis dalmanni, 2725 nucleotides. Its product is annotated as oocyte zinc finger protein XlCOF6-like. The record is from RefSeq and is a predicted model, not a curated record. Bases 76 to 2274 code for a protein of 732 amino acids. Lineage: Eukaryota; Metazoa; Arthropoda; Insecta; Diptera; Diopsidae. The transcript is spliced from 5 exons.